AUGUCAAUGUCUUGGAACGAGUCGACUCGGUCCCAAAGUCCCACUCGACCCACGUACCUUCCACCCCACCUCCGCUAUCAGCCCCCCAUAACCGACUCCAUUUCCUCAUCGCCUUACCGUCCGCCUCGACUUGGCUGGGGACUGGGACAUGGGCGCGGUUCUCGAAGUAGAGGGCCAAACCAGGACCGAUCAUGGGGCGGAGGGAGCCGAGGACGUUGGCGGUUCAGGGAAACCUUCUCCGACCCUGGCCCGGGUCCAUAUCCGUACUCUCAGUCUCAGGCACAGCCAUUCCGGUCUUCCGAGAGUUUUGAUGAGCUCGAGGUCGUAGAAGAAGGUCUUUCAAACGUCAACCUCGACGCUUACGACGACACGCCGGUGGAGACCAGUGGCUUUGACAUUCCGUCUCCGGUGUGGACUAGUGGGGUUGACGUCCCCCCUAGCAUGAACUCGUUUGCCGAUGUUCAUUUUAGCGCCGCGCUCAUGGAGAACAUCAAGCGCUGCAACUAUGUGAAGCCGACGCCCAUACAGCGCUACGCAAUUCCGGUAGCCAUGGCCGGACGAGACCUCAUGGCCUGUGCUCAGACUGGGUCCGGCAAAACAGCCGCCUUCUGCUUCCCAAUCAUUAGUGGGGUAUUGAAAGAACACGCUAAAACCCCCGCACAAAUCCUGGUUGAAGGUAGGGGUUUGAACUUGAAUAUGGCCUGUCCUUUGGCCCUCAUCCUUGCCCCUACCAGAGAGCUGUCUUGUCAGAUACAUGAUGAAGCUAUGAAGUUUGCGUACAAGACAGGGGUGAAGAUUGUGGUGGCAUACGGAGGAGCACCAUUUGUUCAGCAGUUUCAUAAUCUGGAAAGGGGUGUUGACAUCCUAGUUGCCACUCCUGGGCGCCUGGUUGAUAUGAUAGAACGAGCUAGAGUGUCACUUAGGAAUGUGAAGUUCUUGGCUCUUGAUGAGGCUGAUAGGAUGCUGGAUAUGGGGUUCGAACCCCAACUUCGGAGAAUUGUCCAGCAAAUGGAAAUGCCACGUGCAGGUGUCAGGCAGACUAUGCUUUUCAGUGCAACAUUCCCUAAUGAAAUAGAAAAGCUUGCUUCAGACUUUUUAUCGAACUACAUAUUUCUAUCUGCUGGAAAAGUUGGAUCAAGCACUGAUCUUAUAACUCAAAAGGUGCAAUUUGUUGCUGACAUGGACAAGAAGAGUCGGUUGAUGAGCCUUCUUCUAUCUCAGAGAUCAAAUGACUCUCAAGGGAAGCCUAUUUUAACUUUGGUGUUUGUGGAGACUAAGAGAGUAGCUGAUGCUUUGCAGCAAUGGUUAUCCAUGAAAGGAUUUCCUUCCAUUGCUAUACAUGGUGACAAAGUUCAACUGGAAAGAGAACGAGCACUGAGAUCUUUUAGGACCGGAGUCACUCCAAUCCUGGUAGCUACAGGCGUGGCAGCUCGAGGCUUGGACAUUCCACAUGUUGCUCAUGUGAUAAAUUAUGAUCUGCCUAGAGGCAUAGACGAGUAUGUGCACAGGAUUGGCCGGACUGGACGUGCUGGUAAACCUGGAUUAGCCACUGCAUUUUUCAGUGAUAAAAAUGCGCCCCUGGCAAAGGCUCUUGUUGAGUUGAUGAUGAAGGCAAACCAAGAAAUUCCUUCCUGGCUUUCGGAAUAUGCUGAGACAUACAGCAGCAGCUUCACUCCUCGAGUAAACUGCAGCAGUGGCCUAAAGUUUGGCUGGCAUGAUCACAGGAGAGUUGCCCCUACUGAAUCACAAAGGCAGAGGAAUUUCUCAUCCAAGUACAUAGCUGCUGUGAAAGGUGGACCAGCUGCUGAGUUUAUUUCUCAAAAGACGCAAUUUAUUUCUGACAUGGACAAGAAGACUCAUCUGAUGAGCCUUCUUCGAUCUCAGAGAUCGAAUGGCUCUCAAAGAAAGCCUAUUUUAACUUUGGUGUUUGUGGAGACUAAGAGAGGAGCCGAUGCUUUGCAACUAUGGUUAUCCAUGAAAGGAUUUCCUUCCAUUGCUAUACAUGGUGACAAAGUACAACUGGAAAGAGAACGAGCACUGAGAUCAUUUAGGACCGGAGUCACACCAAUCCUGGUAGCAACAGAUGUGGCAGCUCGAGGCUUGGAUAUUCCGCAUGUUGCUCAUGUGAUAAAUUAUGACCUGCCUAGAGACAUAGAUGCCUAUGUGCAUAGGAUAGGCCGGACUGGACGUGCUGGUAAAUCUGGAUUAGCCACUGCAUUUUUCAGUGAUAAAAAUGUGCCCCUGGCAAAGGCUCUUGUUGAGGUGAUGGUGGAGGCAAACCAAGAAGUUCCUUCCUGGCUUUUGGAAUAUGCUGAGACAUACAGCAGUAGUGAAGGCUUCACUCCUGGAGUAAAGCGCAACAGUGGCUUAAAGUUUGGCGGGUCUGAUUACAGAAGAGGUGCUUCCAGUGGUAAUGAACGCUAUGACUAUCUGAACCAGAUUGCAGAUCCUAGAGAUGUGCAACCUUAUGGUGAUGGAGCCUCAAGCUUAUAUUCCUGCCGUUCCUCUUGUGCAGGUUACUAUAUUCCUUCAGCUAGUGAUGGUUUGUACAGCCACAUGUAUGGAUAUCACCCUUUCGAUGCUUGCUUAUCUGGUAUAGAUGUUAGUUCCUUGCCUUGCAAAGGAACAGCCACAAUGGCGGUCAUAUAUCCAGGAGGUAUACUGAUUGGGGGUGAUUCGCGAUACAACAGAAAGUACACCAAUUUUCCUGACUUCGUCCAGUAUGGUGAUUAUCCGUACAAAAUACACCAACUGCAUCCCUUCUUGAUGGCUACAGUAGCAGGGCUUUUAACAUUUGCAGCUGAUGCGAUAAUAAUGUUAGAAUCUAGGGCGGAUAACUACGCAAAGAGUCAUAAUUACAGCCCUAUGCCUGUGUUAACAGCAGCGCAGGAGCUGUUCAAGAUAAUACAAGAUGCUAUUAGGGCGGGACGUUUUGAGCGCGGUUCUGUGCACACUGAAUUUUUAGUGGCUGGAUUUGAAUGGGAUAAACCCAGUAUCUACAAGGUGGAUGAAUACAACAUUUAUCCGAGCCACAAGCAUGCUGAUAUUCAAGGCUUUCAAUGGGUUAACAGUGGUACUGGGGGAACAAUUCUUGAAGGAUACGUGGUUGAUAGAUGCAAGAGGACGGGACUGACGGAAGAAGUGCAUCUCACGGAGUCCAUCAUUCUAGGACUGUUGGCCACUACGCUUCAGGAUAAAGAUACAGGAAACACAGCUACAGUGCAGAAAAUAUCAGAGUAUGGAUGCAAACCCAUGUUUUACAGGUUGAGUCUCCCAAAGCUGUUGAAUGCAGGCGUAAAUCCUAAUAAUUUUCUGUAGCAGUAGCUUUGGUUUUGCUAAACCAAGUUGUGUUUGGAAUUGGGCUUUUUUGGUAAGUGUAGAGGAAGAGAGAGACUGAUUCCACCAACUUCUGUAACUAAGCCCUCUACUUUGCUUUUACCUAAGACUUCUUUCCUAGGUUUUCUGAUUUUACGAAGGUAAAGGAUGGAUUUAGCACUGAGAUUAAUUGUUUCCUAGAAUUUCUGAUUUACAGAGGUGUACCAAAUUAAGUGUGCCUCAAAAUGAGCUCAGGGGAAAUAUUUUUAUCAAGUUCCAUCCUUUAGGUUUGCCAAUUUGAGAUUGUACUGUCACAUCGAGAACGGGAUUAGAAGUCAAAUUCUCAAAUUAUACAGAUGAUCCCUCUAUUCCCCUA
Molecule: messenger RNA, 3691 nt
Organism: Oldenlandia corymbosa var. corymbosa
Lineage: Eukaryota; Viridiplantae; Streptophyta; Magnoliopsida; Gentianales; Rubiaceae
Source: the annotation of a GenBank genome assembly